Elgaria multicarinata webbii is the source of this 603-nucleotide messenger RNA. RefSeq names its product nuclear receptor 2C2 associated protein (gene NR2C2AP). The transcript has 6 exons. The record is from RefSeq and is a predicted model, not a curated record. Lineage: Eukaryota; Metazoa; Chordata; Lepidosauria; Squamata; Anguidae. The coding region runs from base 149 to 577 and encodes 142 amino acids.
UACGGAUGGCUUCUUAGAGCUGUGCAUUUAGGAUCAGCAUUAUCAGCAGCUCCCCUUUGCAGGUGAAACACACCUCCACCUUGCUUCUGGCAACACCUCCGUUGGUCGGUUUGCGCUGCUCUCAAAUCGUCACCUCGCUGGCAUCGAGAUGGCGGCAACGGCGUCCUUGAUUUGCUCUGAAACCGUGAGCAGGGUCAGCUCCGUCCUCAACCGAGAAGUGAAGCAGUUUGGGAAGAAAUAUAUGUUUGACAAGAAUGAAGAGACCUGUUGGAAUUCAGAUCAGGGCUCCACCCAGUGGCUGACGCUGGAAUUCCCGCAGGCUGUCCGAGCGUCCCAGAUCCGCGUUCAGUUCCAAGGGGGAUUUGCGAGCCGAAAGUGUACCGUGCAAGGCUGCAGGAAAGGAGAAGACCUUUCCCAGGUUGCUGAAUUCUAUCCCGAAGAUACCAACUCUCUCCAGAGCUUUGCCCUCCAAGAAGCACCGUUAUCGGAUAAACUGAAGAUCAACUUUGAAAACAGCACAGACUUCUUCGGCCGGAUCAUCGUCUACCAGCUCGACGUGUUGGGGGAGAGGUUUUAAUGCCGGAGGACGCACGAUCCGGACGA